Molecule: messenger RNA, 737 nt
Organism: Mizuhopecten yessoensis (Yesso scallop)
Lineage: Eukaryota; Metazoa; Mollusca; Bivalvia; Pectinida; Pectinidae
Exons: 5
Coding region: 165-647 (160 amino acids)
Source: RefSeq, a predicted model, not a curated record
UGAUCGCUUUAGCCUCAACGAUUUGUAUUGUCUGCAUCAUCACUGUCAUUGUGCAUAUAGUAGUUCACCUUUACUGCCGGAAAAGGUCCUCACAGACAAAACCAAGCGAUACAGUCAUAUUUCACAACGAAAGGAGAGAAAAAACAAAUCGACCAUACGUCGACAUGGACAUACGAGAUCACAGCGAGAAUGGAAACCAACGAGAGGCAAGCAGUACUGGGGACAUCUAUGAGGAUAUUGGCAGCACUGAAGAUCUGGGAAAUAACAAACAAGACUACUACAUCAUGGAAAAGCCUGGAGCAGAAACGGAACAAGGUGAUACCGUCAAGUUGCACAACGAAAGGAAAGAAAAAAGAAAGCUACCUGACGUCAACAAGGGCAUACCAGGUCACUGCGAGAAUGGAAAGCAACGAGAGGCAAGUGCUACUGAUGAAUCCUAUGAGGAUGUAAGCAACUCUGAAGUUCAUGGAACUGACAAACAAGACUACUAUAUCAUCCCUGGAGCAAAACAAGAACAAGAUCCUGAAAUGUAUCUUAAUACCGGUACAAACAAUGACGUUCCUGAACCAAUUGUUCGCAUCCGUGAUGAAGACGAUGAAGAUGUGUACGAGGAAAUCGAAGAUUAUAUGAACGUUUCGGCGAAGUAACGGUGUAUAAACAUUGCAUUUAUUUACACUAAUCGCAUCUUUUACGAAAUGAUGAUAUUUACAUAAGAUUGAAAGGGCCACGAUGGCCAA